AUGCAGUACACACCCUUUGCCUCAGAUAUUGAGCUGCCUUUCUAUACCUCUCUGGCGUCCCUGAAGAUCAACCAUGACAAGCUAAACGAUGCCCCGAGAAGAGUGUUGGGCUUGUAUGAGAUUCGUCCAUCGGACACACCCGCUGCAUCGUGUCGGAUGCAAAUUUUAGGGAAUUCGCUGGUCAGCGAUACUGUCCCACCUACUUACUAUGGAGCGGAGGGUAUGAUCAAGAACUUCAAUACCGUCGAAGAAUAUAAAAAUGUAGAUAAGAUGCUCAUGCUACAACAAGCGGGAAAGACAGUCUUGGAUGCUAUCAAUGAUGGAUCGAUAUUCUCUACUCCAUCGUUAUUGGCAUCUUUUCUCAUACUUGCAUUCGCCGACCUUAAAAAAUACAAAUUCCAAUAUUGGUUUGCAUUUCCGGCAAUUGUUCCCCAACCGCACUGGGUUCCUGUGCAUCAAGAAAACACAAAACCUGAUGAUCCUGCUGAUGAUCCGUUAUUACCUGGUUCUAGACGAUUGUCUAAUGAGGAAAGCUCAAGACUUGUGGAUGCUGUACAAUAUUGGAAAAGCGGCAUAGAUGCACUCCAGCAUGGUUUUUUCUUAGCACUUCGAAACCCGGAGAAGCUGGGAAGUGAUAUUAGAGCGGGUGAAUAUCUCAGACAAGACUCUGAUGUUGUCAAAGGCGCUAACCCUCAACAUGUAGAUCAAUCUGGAUGGAAAAUUGGUUCACUUGUGGAAUAUGAGAACGGCUUCUUUGAAGGCACCGACCCAAAGGAUCAGUAUAUAUGCUUCGCCGAUCCGUCAAAUUAUCCCAAUGCUCCGGGGUGGAUGCUACGCAAUCUUCUAGUGUUGAUACAGAAUCGGUGGGGGCUUAACAAAGCACAAAUUCUAUGUUACAGAGACACUCAGUCCAGACGUGAUGCAGGGCGAAGUUUAGUGGUACCACUAAGACUAGACAUUGAGCAAGGUCAAACAUCUGUUAAGGGCAGUUUGUCCUCCGAAAAUAUGCCAAAGGUCACCGGCUGGGAGAGGAAUAGUGCGGGAAAGCUUGCUGGGCGUAUAGCUGAUCUCACUGCAUACAUGGACCCCCAAAAGUAUGUUAAAAUUCUCACCCCAUUGAAGAAUAUACUGACAGAUGGUCUCGGUAUAAGGCUGGCCGAUCAGGCUGUGGAUCUGAACUUGAAACUCAUCAAAUGGAGAAUAAGUCCCGGUCUUGACCUCGAGAAGAUCAAGGCAACAAGCUGUCUCUUACUUGGCGCUGGAACGCUAGGAAGCUAUGUCGCGAGGAAUUUACUUGGCUGGGGCGUACGGAAGAUCACAUUUGUUGAUAACGGCUCGGUAUCAUUUUCCAACCCAGUUAGGCAGCCUUUAUUCGAAUUCAAAGACUGCCUAAAUGGAGGAGUGAAAAAGGCACAUCGUGCUGCAGAAGCAUUGAAAGAAAUAUACCCAGGAGUGGUGUCAACCGGCCAUGUGCUUUCUGUCCCCAUGCCAGGUCACCCGGUUCCGGAUACUCAGCAAGCCACGGCUGAUUUCGAACUUCUCAAAAAAUUAGUUGAGGAACAUGAUGCCAUAUUCCUGCUUAUGGAUAGCAGAGAGUCCCGCUGGUUGCCUACUGUAAUGGGGAAAUCCUUAGGUAAGAUUGUAAUGAAUGCUGCUCUAGGAUUCGACACUUUUGUGGUUAUGAGGCACGGGGUCAAGACUGGAAAUUCAAGUGACGCAGAGCUCGGGUGUUACUUUUGCAACGAUGUCGUUGCCCCCAUGGAUUCUAUGAAGGAUCAGACCCUCGAUCAGCAAUGUACAGUGACUCGACCAGGAGUCUCUACAAUCGCAUCAGCGUUGCUAGUGGAACUUUUUGUGUCUAUUUUACAACAUCCUGACGGAGCUUCCGCGCCUGCCUCGGUUUCUGUGGACAGCAGCCGUGGAAACCACCCCCUUGGCCUUGUACCACACCAGAUCAGAGGUUUCCUUUCCAAUUUCACCAAUAUUCCAGUAGCUGGUAGAAGCUAUGAUUGCUGCAGUGCCUGUUCAGACAAAAUCGUAGAUGUCUACAGAAAAGAUGGUUGGCAGUUUGUACAAAAAGCGAUUAAUGACAAAGAAUAUGUAGAAGAGCUAAGUGGUCUGAAAGAGGUGAUUGAUGCGCUGAUCACGGCUCAUGAUAUUGAUGCUGACGAAAUGCACAGGUUCAGCGAAGAGCUGAAGAAGCUGCAGCAGACAUUGAAUGGGAAGACGAUUCUGGUGAAGAGUUUGAUUAAGUUUUCGACCCGCGAAAAUCUUCGAUAA
Talaromyces proteolyticus is the source of this 2280-nucleotide messenger RNA. Its product is annotated as putative autophagy ubiquitin-activating enzyme ApgG. Gene Ontology annotation, cellular component: cytoplasm; phagophore assembly site. Gene Ontology annotation, molecular function: Atg8 activating enzyme activity; Atg12 activating enzyme activity. Gene Ontology annotation, biological process: protein modification by small protein conjugation; cellular response to nitrogen starvation; autophagy of mitochondrion. The record is from RefSeq and is a predicted model, not a curated record. The transcript has 5 exons. NCBI's taxonomy places the organism in Eukaryota, Fungi, Ascomycota, Eurotiomycetes, Eurotiales, Trichocomaceae. The coding region runs from base 1 to 2280 and encodes 759 amino acids.